Protomyces lactucae-debilis is the source of this 555-nucleotide messenger RNA. RefSeq lists its product as uncharacterized. NCBI's taxonomy places the organism in Eukaryota, Fungi, Ascomycota, Taphrinomycetes, Taphrinales, Protomycetaceae. The record is from RefSeq and is a predicted model, not a curated record. Bases 1 to 555 code for a protein of 184 amino acids. The transcript has a single exon.
AUGGCUCAAGUAUGCGCAUCAAGAGCAGAGCCAUGCAAGCUACAGGGCAAACGCCGCUCCAUGUCCAUCAAAACCACCACAUCGCCAGUCGACCCCGAAGACUCCGAUAAGCUUCACUUCUCACCCCUUGUACCAGACUUAUCUAUCGCACACAAGGCUAUGAUCCACGAGAGUUUCACGCGUGGCCUGCAGCAAGGGUAUGAGCGCGAGAUGGCAAACGCAGAGCUCCGAGAAAGUAUGUCCUCGACGUGUAGACGGCGGGAUGAAUUGAAUCAAUCGCGAAAGUGCUCUUAUUUGGCAAAGCAGCAGACUCUUGAUGACAGGGAGUCAAAUCUAUCGAGGCAAGAGUCGAAGCGCAAAAAGUUCGGCAGAAUCGUCAAGGCUAUAUUUGUCAAUGAACAGACCCCAAAGACGAGAGGAAGACCUAUCAUGCAACAUCAAAACAGCUAUGAGCUAUCGCUCGCAAAGCAGCUUGCAGAGUAUCAAGAGAUUGAAGAUACCACAAGUCUUUGUCAACAUGAUUCGUACGGGGAGCGAGACUUGGCAAGGAUGUGA